Messenger RNA from Rangifer tarandus platyrhynchus (Svalbard reindeer), 1446 nucleotides. NCBI's taxonomy places the organism in Eukaryota, Metazoa, Chordata, Mammalia, Artiodactyla, Cervidae. The record is from the annotation of a GenBank genome assembly.
AUGUCCGGGCCCACCUGGCUCCCCCCGAAGCAGCCGGAGCCCGCUCGAGCCCCUCAGGGGAGAGCGCUCCCCCGAGGGGCCUCGGGGCCGCCCCCGGCCCACGGAGCAGCGCUCCAGCCCCACCCCCGGCUCAAUUUUUGCCCCCUCCCAUCUGAGCAGUGUUACCAGACCCCCGGGGGACCGGAGGACCGGGGGCUGGCCUGGGUGGGGUGCCACGGAGCACCCCAGCACUCACAGGGCUUCCCCCCAGACAGGGGGGGCUUGCGCCCGGGAAGUCUGGAUGCUGAGAUAGACUCCCUGACCAGCAUGCUGGCUGAGUUGGAUGGGGGUCGAGGUCACGCCCCACGACGGCCUGACCGGCAGGCUUACGAGCCCCAUGAACCCCCAGCCUACCGCUCAGGCUCAGGCCCCCUGAGGCCAAAUGGAGGGGCGCUUCCUCCCCCGCCGCUCCCAGGGCCCCCCUAUGGGGGCCCCACUCCGGCCUCCUACGCUACGGCCAGCACCCCUGCCGGCCCUGCCUUCCCUGUGCAAGUAAAGGUGGCACAACCCGUGAGAGGCUGUGGCCCUCCCAGGCGGGGGGCCUCUCAGGCCUCCGGGCCCUCCCCGGGCCCCCACUUUCCUCUCCCAGGCCGAGGUGAAGUCUGGGGGGCUGGCUACAGGAGCCACCGCGAGCCAGGGCCAGGGGCUAAGGAGGAGGCCGCGGGGGUCUCUGGCCCUGCAGGCGGAAGAGGAGGCGGGUACGGGUCCCAGGUCCCCCCGAGCCAGCCUCCCGAGGAGGAGCUUGAGAGGCUGACCAAGAAGCUGGUGCACGACAUGAACCACCCGCCCAGCGGGGAGUACUUCGGCCGGUGCGGUGGCUGCGGAGAAGACGUGGUCGGGGACGGGGCCGGGGUGGUGGCCCUGGAUCGAGUCUUCCACGUGGCCUGCUUUGUGUGUGCCGCGUGCCGGGCCCAGCUGCGGGGCCAGCAUUUCUACGCCGUGGACAGGAGGGCAUACUGUGAGAGCUGCUAUGUGGCCACCCUGGAAAAGUGCUCCACGUGCUCCCAGCCCAUUCUGGACCGGAUUCUGAGGGCUAUGGGGAAGGCCUACCACCCAGGCUGCUUCACCUGUGUGGUGUGCCACCGCGGCCUCGACGGCAUUCCUUUCACUGUGGAUGCCACGAGCCAGAUCCACUGCAUCGAGGACUUCCACAGGAAGUUUGCCCCAAGAUGCUCAGUAUGUGGUGGGGCCAUCAUGCCUGAGCCAGGUCAGGAGGAGACCGUGCGAAUCGUAGCUCUGGAUCGCAGUUUUCACAUUGGCUGUUACAAGUGUGAGGAGUGUGGGCUGCUGCUCUCCUCUGAGGGUGAGUGUCAGGGCUGCUACCCGCUGGACGGGCACAUCUUGUGCAAGGCCUGCAGUGCCUGGCGGAUCCAGGAGCUCUCGGCCACGGUCACCACCGACUGCUGA